AGCAAUUUUUUCCUUCUGCCUGGCUGUUUGAUGGCUGAUUUUUGAUGGUGCGAUCGACGAAAUAGUGACUAGCAAAAAUUGAUACAAAUGUGCUGAAAGUUUUCCGGCGGAAAUAGCACCGAAAUAUUGUUUAUUUUCUUGCUAGAGUUUUGUGUUCGGAAUCCGGGCUUGAAUGGUGCCGAGGCUGUGAAUCGUUUCCGUGAAAAACCCGUAAAACUCGGACGUUAAAAGGUGAAGGUUUUUCUCAUCGCCAACUUUGGUUAUUGACCAUUCGAGUCAUCGCCAUCGUCGUCGUCACGGGACAAGAAAAGCGGUGUAUUUUUUUCUUUUUUCUUCGCUCGCGGAAGGAUUUCCCAACAAGAACCGUGUCAAGGAAGAAAUCGAAGAGCUAGAUAGUCGGAGGGAGGAAUAAUAAAAAUACACGUAAUUGCCGGCGCAGCCAUUGCAUCGUGUGCUUCCAUCAGACGAAAACAAAAACUCUUUGUGUUCCGCGAAUAAUCGCGUAAGCUGUCCGUCCCCUCCUUUCCGUUCUUAAAAAAAUAGUAUCUGUGCUCCGUGGUCCGUCAACGCUAGGGACGUAAAACAACGGCCUCAAAAGUGGAAGUGCAACACGAUCAGACGUCCAAGCGGAAGCAGUCCGAAAUGGAGCUUACACCAGAGGAAAUCCGAGCACGUCGCUUACGGAAGCUGGAAACGGUAGGCGGGGGAGGUGGAGGACCUCCUGCUGCUGCAUCCCUGCUGGCCACCAACAACAACAUGGCUACAGAACUGGCGACCCCAGCCCCAAGUGCGGCCAGCAACAACCAACAGAAUAAGGAGGAUUCGUCCCCGGAAGUUGGCAACAACUCCACGGAAGAAGGUCCGAACAAUGUUCCGGAGGCAUCGAAUCAAUCGACGGACGACGCUGCAGCAAUCGAUAAGUGUCCCCAGUCGAUCAACAACAAUCUGGAAUCUCCGGUCAAAAUGGACCAGGAUCCGCCCAGUGUCGAGAGCUCCCCGCAACCGCAAAGCUCUUCCUCCGCGGACGAUAAGGCUCGGGACGAAGCGGCAACCCGCGAAGAGCUGCAGCAGAUUGUAUUUCGCAUAAUGAAUAUCAACAACCAGAUGCGCUACUCGGAAGCACGAUACUCCAUCAACGGUAAUGUGUUGAACAGUGCGCUGGAAGCACUAGACAGCAGGAAUUAUCGGGAGUUUAGCGGUGAAAUCAUUUUGGAAAUCAUCAGACAAUUUUACGAAGGUAAGCUGAUCGAUUCAGCUGGUGGAAAUCGUGCCGGGGGAAGAUCCGGUUUGAACGAUAGCUGGGGCAGUAUUCCUCCGAAGAAAGUGAAGCCUAUCGAAAUCGAGGAUGUGCUGGAGCAGGGAAAUGCAGGAGCUGCCGCGAUGGAAAUUGAUGCUGAGAUUGGAAUUUGCUCGUCCAAACCAAGCUUGAAUGCAUUCAGUUCCAAUAGGGUAGCGGCAUUGGAUUAUCUUAUUAGUUGCUACAGCAGAGCAGGAGAUGAACUAUACAGUUAUACAAAAAUUAAGAAGAGCAAAAAGAUGUAUCUGGUGGAAAUUCUCCCAGACGUCGCGGCUAUCGUAAAGCAGCAAACAUUACGUUACGCUAUUUUGUUGUUACAAAAUAAGUUUCAAAAUUUUGCCCAAAUUGAUAAUCCAGCCAAAUUAGUUUUGGAAAAAUCUCCUUUGCUCACGCUGAUGUAUGAGAAUAAAGUUUCUUCCGAUUUUUUGGCUAGCCUCAUGGGGGAAGCGCGUAAGAAUGAGCAAGAAUUUGAUGAUAUCUUUACAAUUGUGUUGGACGAUCUGUAUGUGGAUAUGCAGAAUGCCAUCUGUAAUGAAAAUAUUGUGAGCGAUCCAUUGAACCGACUGAAAGAACUGGUGGAGAUCAAAAUAGAAAAUACCAAUCCAAUCUGCAAGCUAAUUGCGAAACAUCUCGUGUUCCUGCCAAGACUGACUCUUGAUAAGUACGCUGCUAGAGAAAUUUCCAAAGUGUCGUUCUUGGCACCAUUCCUAUCGCUUUCGGUUCUGCUAGACGAGAACCCCAAAUUUGCCACCCAUCACUUCCUGGAAAAUGUUUGCGAUCGUACACUGUCGGCCUCGUUCCAGACACUGCUCGGAAACAGCCGCAAAGUGCUGCAUCAAAUUUUCCUCUCUCUGCUCACCAACCUUGAUAGCCGACAGGAAGUGCUCAAGUACAUAUCGGAAAUUCUUCGUACCAAUCACAAACGAAUUCAAUACAACGCUGAUGAUCGUUUCCUGGCCAAGGAUGGUUUUAUGCUGAACUUCAUGUCCGUACUACAGUUGCUUUCGAUUAAGAUCAACAUGUCCCGCAUCGAUCCCUUCUAUCCGCAUCAUCCGGAAUCCUUGAUCGAUAUCGAAGACGAAACAAAGCUGAAGUAUUCUUCACAGGAAUACACCGACUGGUUGGAAAAAAUGCGUGGAACUAAAAAGUGGGAACAGCCCAAAUUUGUUACCCACUGUUGGUUUCUGACACUCCAUGCUCAUCAUCUGGGAAUAAUCCCGGCCAUACAGCGGUACAAUAAACUGCUUCGCGCCACCAAAGAACUACAGCGGAUGGUUGACGAGCUGAACUCCAGCAAAAGCCAGUGGGAAAAUACACCGGUGGCUCGGCGCAACAAACAGGUCCGGGAUCGGUGCGUCAACCAGAUCAACAAACUGUCGAAAGCUAAACUGGGCUGUGACAUUGCCGUGAUCGACCCCAACGUGCUGGGAGCUUGCAUGCAGUUCUACUCGUCGGUGUGCGAAUAUAUGCUGUAUCAAAUCGAGAACCGGCCCAUCGAAGGGUUGUUCGUCAACAAACAGGCUCCGGCCACACUGGUGGCCAGCGACAGCUUCAACUCCCUGCCGGAAUGGUACAUCGAGGACAUUGCCGAUUUUAUAUUGUUUUGCAUGCAGCACAGCAUCGCUACAAUCGACUACGUGGAUAACUCGAUCAUCACCUGGAUUCUGACGUUGGUUUGUGCGCCCCAUCUGAUCAAGAACCCUUACAUCACUGCCAAGUUAAUUGAGGUUCUAUUUGUGACUUCCCCGACUAUCCAGACGGCUUCGCAGCGUCUCUAUUUGCAAAUCAUAAACCACGAGCUGGCUCAAACGUCCCUGGUAAGUGCCCUUAUGAAGUUCUACACCGACAUCGAAACCACCGGACAGAGCACCGAAUUCUAUGACAAGUUCACCAUCCGCUAUCACAUCAGCCAUCUGUUCAAGGGCCUGUGGGAUAGCUUGGUGCAUCGACAGGCGAUCGUCAAUGAGAGCAAAUGCGGCAAGCAGUUUGUGAAAUUUGUCAACUUCUUCCUUAAUGACACAACCUACCUGCUGGACGAGUGCUUGGAGUACCUCAAGCGAAUUCACGAAACUCAGGUCCUGAUGAUGGACGAACUGGCUUGGAGUGAGCUGUCACAGGAGGCUCAGCAAAGCCGCCAACGACAAUUGGUUCAGGACGAACGACAGUGCAGAUCGUAUCUCACGUUGGCACGAGAGACGGUGGACAUGUUCCAUUAUCUAACAAUCGACAUCAAAGAGCCGUUCCUACGACCGGAACUGAUUGAUCGAUUGAGCUCCAUGUUGAACUAUAACCUCCAACAGCUAUGUGGACCAAAGUGCAAUGAUCUGCGAGUUCGGAAUCCAAUGAAAUACGGAUGGGAACCGCGAAGACUGCUAGGUCAGCUUAUCGAUAUCUAUCUUCACUUGAGCUGUGAUGAAUUUGCAUCAGCCCUGGCCGCCGAUGAGCGAUCCUUCGAACGGCACCUCUUUGAAGAUGCUGCCAAUCGAGUCGAGCGAAUUGGUAUCCGAACACCCAUGGAAGUGGACGAAUUCCGGAAACUGAUCCGCCAAGCCGCCGACAUCUACGUGCAAAACCAACAAAAUGCAGAUGAAUUCGCCGAGGCACCCGAUGACUUCAAGGAUCCGCUUAUGGAUACUCUGAUGUCGGAUCCGGUGAUUCUACCUUCGGGAACCAUCAUGGAUCGGUCGAUCAUCACCCGACAUCUGCUCAACAGCAGUACCGAUCCCUUCAAUCGACAACCGCUAACGGAGGACAUGCUCAUACCUGCCACUGAGCUCAAGGAACGCAUAGAAAAGUGGAUCAAAGAUUAUAGGGAAAAGAAGAAACAAUAAAAUUUAUGGCUAUACGACAAGAAUCAAGGAAAUAAAAAGAUGUCGAACACCAGACGUGACAAAAAUUGAGAGAGGUCAAAAACUCAUAAAAACUGAAUUUAUUAUUAUAUCGGAUUAUACAUACAUAUAGACGUAUUUAUAUUGCAAACCACAACAACCAGAACCGAAAAUUACAUAGAAUAAGGUAAUAGGAUUCUCAGUAAUAAUUUUUUCCACUUCUUUCUACUGUUAGAAAAUAACAAAAAAAAACAAAGUCUACUGGGCAGUUUGUAAUUAGAAGCGUACUUUCUAAACAUAAUUGAGAUAGACAAACAGGAACGAUAAAAAUAUAAAUGAUCCCCAAUAAUAUAACUAUGCUUCUUCAUCAAUGCUUCAUUGGCAAUCUCUCAAUGCUUCUAGAACUAAGAAGAAGAAGUAAAAUCUAACUUUCGCUUGAUGAAGCCUACGGAAAUCGACUUGUGUUUGGGUCUGACGCAACCUUGGAGUUUUUGGUAAAGUUUUUUUUACUGUUUAAGAAAGUUUUAGAAAAUGAAAAACUGAUGGCGGCUGAUGGUUUGUGCCCCCGUUUUAUGGCAAACUCAAACACUAUAUAUAACCUUUUGUGCUAUCAUCUCGAGCAUCUGUAUCCAGCUGGCAAUGUUUCAAAUAAAAACUUACUAGGA
This is a messenger RNA of Uranotaenia lowii, 4790 nucleotides long. RefSeq names its product ubiquitin conjugation factor E4 B (gene Ube4B). Bases 643 to 4128 code for a protein of 1161 amino acids. Gene Ontology annotation, molecular function: ubiquitin-ubiquitin ligase activity. The record is from RefSeq and is a predicted model, not a curated record. Gene Ontology annotation, cellular component: nucleus; ubiquitin ligase complex; cytoplasm. NCBI's taxonomy places the organism in Eukaryota, Metazoa, Arthropoda, Insecta, Diptera, Culicidae. The transcript is spliced from 4 exons. Gene Ontology annotation, biological process: protein polyubiquitination.